Molecule: messenger RNA, 4407 nt
Organism: Neoarius graeffei (lesser salmon catfish)
Lineage: Eukaryota; Metazoa; Chordata; Actinopteri; Siluriformes; Ariidae
Product: zinc finger protein 585A-like
Exons: 7
Coding region: 127-3207 (1026 amino acids)
Biological process (GO): central nervous system development; negative regulation of transcription by RNA polymerase II
Cellular component (GO): nucleus
Molecular function (GO): RNA polymerase II cis-regulatory region sequence-specific DNA binding; protein binding; histone methyltransferase activity
Source: RefSeq, a predicted model, not a curated record
AGAGGGAAAAAUUAAAAACCCGCUGCUUCCAUGAACCGUAUCAGCCCCUCGGUUUAUAAAAAUAAAAGCACGUUAUUGUGUCUGGCUCUGAGGAUUUAAAACCCUGAGGUGGUGAAGAAAGCGGACAUGGUGGAUAAGAACAUGAGCGAUCAGAUGCGGGCGGAGAGAGACGCUCUGGCCCCCAGUAAAAGCCCCUUCAUCAUGCGUCUCUAUUACUCCCUGCAGACGGCCACCAAGGUUUAUUUGCUGUGUGAGGACAUGAAAACCAAGACAUCCACGGCUGGAGGGACGUCAGAGGUCCGUGUGAAGAAAGAGGAGACACUGGAGCUGAAAAUCUACAACCAUAGAGAUGACCUCGACAACCCACCUGAAGGUCUCUCUGUUAAAGUGGAAGAUCCUGACAAUAAAGACUACCUCUACUGCGAAUUUUGCAAAUCCUUCUUCCUCAACAAAUGUGAGGUUCAUGGACCGCCCCUCUUCAUCCCAGAUACUUCUGUUCCCAUGGGAGUCCCUGACCGAGCCAGACAAACUCUUCCUCCUAGACUAGAAAUCCAGAAGUCCAGUAUUCCUGAUGCAAGCCUGGGAGUGUUUAAUAAGGGGGAGACUGUUCCAGUAGGUGCACACUUCGGCCCCUGCCAGGGAGAGCUGGUAAACAGAGAGGAAGCCAAGAACAGUGGAGACUCCUCGGUUGUAUACAGGAGCAUGCAAUGUGAAGAAUACAUUGAUGCCAAAAGAGAGAUGCAUGUGAAUUGGAUGAGGUAUGUGAAUUGUGCCCGUAAUGAAGAAGAACAGAAUCUUGUGGCAUUUCGGUAUCGAGGGGGAAUUCUGUAUCGUUGCUGUCGACCCAUUAACCCAGGACAGGAGCUAUUGGUGUGGUAUGAAGAGGAGCACACCAAAGAACUCAGUCCUGCACCUACAGGAACAACCAGACAGCAAGAAGUAAAGAAGACUUUGCUGCAGGUCUUUUCCUGCUCCACAUGUCCUCGUUACUAUGCAUCUCAAAUUUACCUUGACAAACACAUCCAAAGAUGCCACGAUGAAGAGUAUGUGAGACUGCAGGAAUCAGGAGAGAUUAAAUAUGAGCUUCAGAUCCCCUCCAAAUGCUCCAGUAGUCAGCCAACAUCAUCUGAUGCUCUCAGUUUUGACACUUCUCAUAAUGAUAUACAGAAGGAAAUUCACCACAGCUCAGACUGUGGAAAGAGUUUUGGUCAUCAGAAUGUAUUCAAGACACACCAGUGCAGUCACACAGGAGAGAAGCUGUAUCACUGCUCACAGUGCGGAAAGAGUUUUACUGAACAGAGUGCUCUCCAACGACACCAGCGUAUUCACACAGGAGAGAAGCCGUAUCACUGCUCACAGUGUGGGAAGAGUUUUACUCAUCAGAGUGCUCUCCAUACACACCAGCGCAUUCACACAGGAGUGAAACCGUAUCACUGCUCACAGUGUGGGAAGAGUUUUACUCAUCAGAGUAAUCUCCAACAACACCAGCACAUUCACACAGGAGAGAAGCCGCAUCACUGCUCACAGUGUGGGAAGAGUUUUACUCGUCAGAGUCAUCUCCAACAACACCAGCGCAUUCACACAGGAGAGAAGCCGUAUCACUGCUCACAGUGUGGGAAGAGUUUUACUCAUCAGAGUAAUCUCCAACAACACCAGCACAUUCACACAGGAGAGAAGCCGCAUCACUGCUCACAGUGUGGGAAGAGUUUUACUCGUCAGAGUCAUCUCCAACAACACCAGCGCAUUCACACAGGAGAGAAGCCGUAUCACUGCUCACAGUGUGGGAAGAGUUUUACUCAGCAGAGUGAUCUCCAAACACACCAGCGCAUUCACACAGGAGUGAAGCCGUAUCACUGCUCACAGUGUGGGAAGAGUUUUACUCAGCAGAGUACUCUCCAACAACACCAGCGCAUUCACACAGGAGAGAAGCCGUUUCACUGCUCACAGUGUGGGAAGAGUUUUACUCAGCAGAGUGCUCUCCAACAACACCAGCGCAUUCACACAGGAGAGAAGCCGCAUCACUGCUCACAGUGUGGAAAGAGUUUUACUUGUCAGCGUCAUCUCCAAAAACACCAGCGCAUUCACACAGGAGAGAAGCUGCAUCACUGCUCACAGUGUGGAAAGAGUUUUACUCGUCAGAGUCAUCUCCAACAACACCAGCGCAUUCACACAGGAGAGAAGCCGCAUCACUGCUCACAGUGUGGAAAGAGUUUUACUCAGCAGAGUCAUCUCCAACGACACCAGCGCAUUCACACAGGAGAGAAGCUGCAUCACUGCUCACAGUGUGGAAAGAGUUUUACUCAUCAGAGUGAUCUCCGACGACACCAGCGCAUUCACACAGGAGAGAAGCCGUAUCACUGCUCACAGUGUGGGAAGAGUUUUACUCAGCAGAGUCACUUCCAAACACACCAGCGCAUUCACACAGGAGAGAAGCCGUAUCACUGCUCACGGUGUGGGAAGAGUUUUACUAAACAGAGUCACUUCCAAACACACCGGUGCAUUCACACAGGAGAGAAGCCGCAUCACUGCUCACAGUGUGGCAAGAGUUUUACUCAUCAGAGUCAUCUCCAAACACACCAACGCAUUCACACAGGAGAGAAGCCGUAUCACUGCUCACAGUGUGGGAAGAGUUUUACUCAUCAGAGUAAUCUCCAAACACACCAACGCAUUCACACAGGAGAGAAGCCGUAUCACUGCUCACAGUGUGGGAAGAGUUUUACUCAGCAGAGUCACUUCCAAACACACCAGCGCAUUCACACAGGAGAGAAGCCGUAUCACUGCUCACAGUGUGGGAAGAGUUUUACUGAACAGGGUACUCUCCAACGACACCAACGCAUUCACACAGGAGAGAAGCCGCAUCACUGCUCACAGUGUGGGAAGAGUUUUACUCGUCAGAGUACUCUCCAACAACACCAGCGCAUUCACACAGGAGAGAAGCCACAUCACUGCUCACAGUGUGGGAAGAGUUUUACUCAUCUGCGGACUCUCCAACGACACCAACGCAUUCACACAGGAGAGAAGCCGUAUCACUGCUCACAGUGUGGGAAGAGUUUUACUCAGCAGAGCGCUCUCCAAACACACCAGCGCAUUCACACAGGAGAGAAGCCGUAUCACUGCUCACAGUGUGGGAAGAGUUUUACUCAGCAGAGUACUCUCCAACAACACCAGCGCAUUCACACAGGAGAGAAGCCGUAUCACUACUCAUAGUGUGGGAAGAGUUUUACUCAGCAGAGUGAUCUCCAACGACACUAGCGCCUUCACUCAGGAGAGAAACUGCAUCACUGAUCAGUCUGGAAAGAUGUUUACUUAUUCAGUUACAUUUAAAACCUACAAGUGCACCAACUUGUAGACAUUGCAUGAUUUAAAAUUGUCAAAUUAAAUAUGGUUAUUAUUACAGUUUUGGCUGAAAAUGACCUGUACUUUGAACUUUAUUGUUCAUGUUAUAUGACUGUUUUAAAAUACGUAACCUUAGUGAUGUUUAAAACAAGACUAUUCUUGUUUUCUUUUGAUCUUAAGUAGUCAUUAAUUACCACCAUACAAGUGACAAUUAAACUGCACCACUAUUAUCAGUGUAAUACUGCAGCAUGAGACUAAUUGUUAAUGGAAUUUGUACUGAUCAGGAGUUUAAUGUACUACAAUGUAUAACAGAACUGUGGAUCAAACCAAAUGAGUAUGGACCAUUUGAAAUGAAGCUCUUCCAGCUAUAUGCAUCCACCUUGUCUCACUGGUAGAGGAGAAGCCAUCAGUUAUUUAUAAUGAUAAUCUAGGAAUCAUACAAAAACCUGAACAAAAAUUCAGUAUGUUUGAAGUUCUUUAUCCUAAUAUAUGUAGCUAAAAAAAAUAAUUCUACCUGGUCAAUUCAGCUAAUUAUUAUUUCCUGACCCGUGGUCUAUAUUCUGAAGUUCUUUCUGAAUUUGCGCAUUUCAUCUCAAACCUGGUUGUUUAUUGAGACAACAGAUUGUUAGAGACGUUAUUUGUUUUGAUCACCUGGAAGAGACUGAGAACAGCAUUCCUGUCCAUUCUAGAUUCAGUAGGGGUUAAUGAGAGUGUCACAGGAUCUAACCCUAUUUUUUUGAGGUUUUUGUAUGAUUCCUAAUCGUCACAUUCUCGAUCUAAUACUUGCAUUUGUAUUAAAUAUAGAAAAUAUAGUCACACUUAUACAGUCUGAAGCUCCCUCAGACCAUUACCUCAUCUCUUUUGAAAUGUCUUAAUAUAUGCACCUUGCAUGCCAUCGCAUCAAAAGUACAUUCGCAUCAACUACUGCAUAAAGUUUUAUCAGUAGUCUCCCAGAGUUAUCAAUUUGAUUGGAUCCCCGUUAGACCCCACAGAACUUGAUCAGCCAACUGAAUGCUUACAGUCAAUGUUCUGCUUUACUUUAGAUAAUGUAGCUCCACUUAAAAGAAAAUA